AUGUCCGUCCAGGGGAGGCGCGCUUCCUGCUACGACUGGUGCAGCGACUUCACGUGCGCGCACGCCAUCUUCGCCAGCGGGUUCGUCACCGCGCCGGUCGCCAUCGUGCACUUCGUCAAGCGGCCCUACUCCGGCGCCACCAUCUUGUUCGCAGCGUUCGCCGCGUUCUGCACCGCCGUCAGCCUCAUCCUCUGCUGCAAGUUCUACGCCGAGCUCAAGCGGCCGCCCUGGCCCCGGUGGCUGUCGUCGGCGUCCGCCGAAGCGCGCCAUCUUGAACAGCAGGACGGCCGAGAGACGGAGGUGUCGUCGCACGAGCUGCAGCUUCGCCACCCUGAGCAGGCCGUGAUGGGGCGCGAGCGCGACGACCUGCGAACCGCUCUCGUCCCGAGCUACGAGCACCCGGGGGGCGCCGCCGAGUGCGCGGUGUGCCUCGGCGAAGUGGAGAAGGGGGAGGCGGUGCGGCGGAUGCCGGUGUGCUUGCACGUGUUCCACACCGAGUGCAUCGACCGGUGGCUGCGCUCGCACGCUACGUGCCCUAUUUGCCGAUGCAGCGUGUUCACCCCGCUGGAACGGCCACCGGAAGUAGUGUUGAACGUCGAGUUGUGAAUUGUGAUGCGAAUCUUUUUUUGAAAGAUCCAGCUUGGCUGGCAUUGAUUGAUUUAGAAAAGAGCAUAUGAAAGACAAGGUUUGAUCAAGCGAUCAGAGGGAAAAUAAGGAAAGAGAUACAACAGAGGACGGGCCUUUGGCCUGCAGCUCCUAGUAAAGAAAACCGUAAGCGGUUAUCUCACAUCCAGAUCCCCAAAGGGGGGCUCAAAUGA
Messenger RNA from Triticum aestivum (bread wheat), 818 nucleotides. Its product is annotated as RING-H2 finger protein ATL3-like. Lineage: Eukaryota; Viridiplantae; Streptophyta; Magnoliopsida; Poales; Poaceae. Bases 1 to 606 code for a protein of 201 amino acids. The record is from RefSeq and is a predicted model, not a curated record. The transcript has a single exon.